This is a messenger RNA of Cottoperca gobio, 1183 nucleotides long. RefSeq names its product zinc finger protein 239-like. Bases 170 to 862 code for a protein of 230 amino acids. Lineage: Eukaryota; Metazoa; Chordata; Actinopteri; Perciformes; Bovichtidae. The record is from RefSeq and is a predicted model, not a curated record. The transcript has 2 exons.
ACUAAUAUCAAAUCAUAAGAAAAACAAGUGUUCUUUAAAGAUUUCAUCAGUUCAUCAUGAACGAGCUUCUGAGACAUCGCGAGAACACGAAGGCUCCGCGAGAUUAGCCGUCUGAGAAUCCCGUGUGUGGGGGGGGGGGCUUCAGACAGGCAGCAGCACUGACGACAACAUGGAGGAGCAGCUGGGCGCAGCAGGCUCGCGCUCUCAGAAACGCGAGCGGCUCAGAAGUCACAGCUGCGAUCAAUGUGAGAAAGUUUUCAAGCGCAAGAGUCACCUGGUGAACCACCAGAGCAUCCACACGGGGGAGAAACCCCACACCUGUGACCAGUGUGGGAAAGGCUUUGCGAGAGCAUGUACCUUAAAGAUCCACUAUGGCAUUCACACAGGAGUGAAACCGUAUACCUGUGACCAAUGUGGGGCAGCGUUCCUCUACAAGGCGCACUUCAUCAACCACCAGCACGUCCACACGGGGGAGAAACCCUACAGCUGCGACCAGUGCGAGAAAGUAUUCGCCGCUAAAGGGGAUUUAACCGUUCACAAGCGCGUUCACACCGGAGAGAAACCGUACAGCUGUGAAAAAUGUGACAUGUCGUUCACGAGGCGGGGGAUCCUCAUCCGUCACCAGCGUAUUCACUCCGGGGAGAAACCGUACUGCUGUGACCUCUGCGGGAAAAGCUUCUCGCGGGGCUACGCCCUGCAGGUCCACCGCCGCAUUCACACCGGAGAGAAGCCGUACUGGUGCGACCAGUGUGAGAAGGCUUUCAUUUCAUCAGGAGCCCUCAGUUGCCACCAGCGUGUUCACGCUGCUACCCCCCCCCCACCGGAGGAGCUGUUACUACUGACUCAGAGUAAUGGUUCUUGAUCCACUCGCUCAUUUUCUUACUAAUUAUUGUGCAACGGUUUUUAUUUUGCAGUUUUGUUAAUCAGGUUUUUAUUCUAAUCAAAAUGUCACUUUCCUUCCUUUAAUAAAAUAUUCUACGUUGAAGGUUCGCUGCGGGGAAGAAGGCGUGAUUUAGCAUCAAUUAAUCUGCCAAUUAUGAACUAAAUUAAUCUCUUGGUAAAAAACAAUGUUGUGACAAGAAGCGAGUACGUGAGUUCAGAACGACUCACGAUGUUCGCUUUGUAUCAUUUAUACUUUCCUCCUGUGUGUAAUCUUUAUUGAAUAAACUGUAUCCUACAUUUA